Lachancea fermentati is the source of this 1152-nucleotide messenger RNA. NCBI's taxonomy places the organism in Eukaryota, Fungi, Ascomycota, Saccharomycetes, Saccharomycetales, Saccharomycetaceae. The record is from the annotation of a GenBank genome assembly.
AUGAGAACCGAAAGAGCUUCCAAGUUCGAGCAAAAAUUGCAAUCCUUAAUGGCUGAUGAAUUGGAAGAGCACCUUGCUCCCCCAGGUUCACAAAUUGCAAAUUUAAUAGAUUCACUGGAGCAUGAAACUGCCAAGGAGUCGACUGUGGUUCAAAAGAAUGCUAUGACUCCUCCCAAAGAUGAGAGAUACCUACAAGGCGACGGUUUCCAUUAUACUUCAACGUUUCAAGUUAGACCUCAUGCAGACUAUUUCGACUUCGACACCGAGUACAAUGCAAGUCGCGCUGUGCACGACGAGUAUGCAGAAGAGAUUCACCACUCGCCUGACUACGAGAUGGGCGAUGCUGCUGAGGUUAGGGGCGAGUUUGAUAAUAUGGAUACUAACAUUGACGAUGAGAAUGCUAAGAUACAAGUAAUCAUCGACAGAGUGAACAUUUUCAAGGAGGAAUUUCACUCGCUGAUUCAAAAAAUGGAUGAAGCGUCGAUUGCCUCAUCUAUUGGUCGCAGUGGCACGGCACAGUCAACUGCAAAUCCGCCAAAAAUGACCAAACUUGUAGAGGAUAUAUUGAAUUCAUUGCGAACGCUUCAACCCUCAAACAACUCUACGGUUCCUGGCAACGUCGAUCGGCCUAAACCUCAAGAUUCUGCACCAAAAUCGGGUUUUUUGCAGACUUUAUCGUUCGCCUCGACUGAAGAUGACCCAUGUGCACAACUACCUAACUUCGGUGUGAUAUUAAUUAAAUCUCCUACCUCUGUUUCACAACUGUGGGAUGAGUACACAAAACUUCCGAGUGAAUGGUCUGUGCCAGACAUGUUCAAUGUCAUGCAACAACAACAACAACAAUCCCACCCUAAUCCUUCAAAAGACAAUUUUGAGCUUAUCAUGCAACGUAAAACAUCAAUUCAAGCAUUAGAGAGAAAAUAUGGAUCGUCAUGGCGCAAUAACGAUAAAAACUUUUCAAGACAGGUAAAUCGGCGUAAAAAGAUAUGGUGUGCUAUUGAGGCAGGGUUAAAAGAUGGACUUCAACUGCACGAAUGCUUUUCGAUUCUAGAAAUGUAUGUCAAGAAACGGGGUAAAGGCCUGAGCUGGUACUACAAUGGUGUUCCCUUCAAACUCAUCGAGAUGAAAUCUGUUUAUAGUGACUCGACAUAG